CGGCGCACAUCCGGUAAAGUCACGCCUUCAAAGUAAAAUCCCUUCAUUACAAUAACACGAUCGCGCCAAAUUAGCAGACGAUAAUUAUAUUACAAAAUUGUGGUGCUUUCUGUAAUUUUCCGGGAAAUUACUUUUAUUUACAAAUGGAACCAUUAACUGCGAAACAUCCGGAAGAUGAAAUGCCAUGAAUUGUUUUACUGCCGUAAAUCGGCCACGGAAGACGGAAAAAGGAAGUUAGCAAGCUAUUGUCGAGCAGAACGUCCGAGCGAUGUCUGUUUACAAAACUGACGGCGUUGCAUUCAUUACUGCUUGUCUUUUAUCUUCGAUAUAUUUCUAAGCUUACCGAAAGCCUACGAAGUAAAAUCACCUCCGUGUCAAGUACCUUAGAUUAAUUUAUGUGACAGCAAGAGAGCAGACCGCUGCCUGUUAGCAUCACACGGCUAGCGUAGCGCGCAGCUAGCGGUAUUUUUUUAAUGGUGUGAAAAUGUGCAAAAUCCAAAAAUUGAAAGCGUUGGUGAGGCAGCGACUAAAUGCCGCAGUGGACGAAAUAUUAGUUGUGUUUGAAAGAACCAUAGAGGAGUACGACGAGGAACUUUCUCGAACCAAAGAGGAGAACGAGCGACAGCGCCAACUGCUGGACAAUGUCCUCCACAGCCAAGACAUCCAGCCGGUAUCGGCGGAGAAGCCGCAGCCCCCCCACAUUAAAGAGGAAGAGGAGGAAGUGCAGGAGGCCGACGUCGCCAAGUUCACAUUGACCGGCGUCCCCGUGAAGAACGAGGAGGAGGAGGAAGCUCACUCCCCGCAGCCGCAUGACAACAGAGCGGCGCAGCUUCCGACCGCACACGCGACAGCAGAAGCCGGCGGCGGAUCACAAACGGACGACAUUCGCGCCGCUCGAGAACCCUCGGAGAGCGGCGGGGACUCGAACAAACACGCGACGUGCUCCGAAUGCGGGAAAACAUUCGGUCACCGGGGUCAUUUGACAGUCCACAUGAGGACGCACACCGGGGAGAAACCUUUCCCUUGCUCCGUUUGCGGGAAAAGAUUCAGCAGGAAGUCGGACGUGAAGUCGCACAUGGCGACGCACGCCGGCGAGCAUCCUUUGAAAUGUUCCGUGUGCGCUAAAACGUUCCCGGCGCAGAAGUAUUUGAGCCUUCACAUGAGGCGCCACGUCGCGGAGAAACCGUUAGCUAAAAUAUUUGCAACAAAAGCCGAAAUGGAAAGCUACAUGAGUACGGAAGCGGGCGGAGGAUCAAACUCGGCGCCGCUCUCGGACGCGGACGAUGCGGCGUCGCGCUCCUCGGAGACCGACCGCAGCGACAAAGAACCGCCGAAGGACUCGGAAGGCGAGACGGGCGGCAAGCGCUUCACGUGCGCCCAGUGCGGGAAGACGUUUGUCCGCAAGGGCGGUUUGACCCGUCACCUGAGGACGCACACCGGCGAGAAACCUUUCAGCUGCUCCGUUUGCGCCAAGAGAUUCCCCACCAGGUCCAACAUGAAGGUUCACAUGGCGCUACACACCAACGAGAAACCUUUCAAGUGUUUGAUUUGUGCCAAAAGAUUCCCGCUGAGGAUCUAUUUAGUCAAACACAUGAUAAGACACUCCACGGAAAAACCCUUUCAUUGCCCGUUUUGCGCAAAAAGAUUUGCCACGAAAGCCGAAGUGGAACGACACGUGGCGAUCCACACUGGCGACAGACCCUUCACGUGUUCCGUGUGCUCCAAAGGCUUCCUGAACAAGGGCGACAUGGUCGUCCACAUGAGGAGACACACCGGGGAGAAACCUUUCAGCUGCAACUCCUGCGACAAAAGCUUCAUUAGCAAGGGCCUGCUUAAAAGACACAAAUGCCCCGGCGACGUCCAGCGGGUCCUGGUGGGAAACGAAGAAGACGCUUUCUCCGAGGAGAACGUGUGGAGAUCCGGCGUGGGGGCGGAGGAGCCACAGCCUCAGAUUAAAGAGGAAGUGGACGAUCUGGAGGAGGCCGACGUCAGCACCUUCACUUUGACUGGCGUGCCCGUGAAGAACGAAGAGGAAGAAGCUCGGUCCGCGGGGCUUCCGAUUGGACGCAUGACGGCAGAAUCCGGCGCGGGAGCACAAACCGAAAGCAACUCGGCGCCGCUGUCGGACGCCGACAACGCGACGUCACUCUCUCCCGAGACUGAUCACAGCGACAACGCUAAACACCCGAGCAAGAAGGACCCUCGAUGUGACGCGGGACAUCACGCCGCUGACAACGAACGUGUGGAAUGUUCCGAAUGCGAGCGAACGUUUGUCCACAAGGGGGACCUGAAAAGACACAUGAGAACGCACACCGGCGAGAAACCGUUUGCCUGCACAGUCUGCUCGAAAAGAUUCGCCCGAAAGUCAGACAUGAAGAUACACGUGGUGACUCACAUGGAAGAGAAACCCUUCCACUGUUCGACUUGCUCCAAAAGAUUCCCGUCGGAGAAAUCCCUCAUGACGCACACGAGGCGGCACACCGCGGGGAAACACUUUGCUUGCUCCUUCUGCGCCAAACGAUUCAUUACCAAAACGGAACUGGAAACGCACAGACGAACGCACACCGGGGAGAAACCGUUUUCCUGUUCCGUGUGCGCCAAGAGGUUCUCGCUGAAGGGGGACAUGGUGAGACACAUGCGGACGCACACCGGGGAGAAACGAUUCCCUUGCUCCGUGUGCAUGAAAAGCUUCUCCCGGAAGGAGGACAUGAGGAUACACAUGAGAACGCACACUGGAGAGAAACCGUUUGGUUGCAACGUGUGCGAUAAAAGAUUCGCUUACCGGAAGCAGAUUAAGAAACACAAAUGCGUCGGCGACGCCGCCUCGGCGAAUCACGCCGCGGGAUUGGCCGGCUUUCAGACGACUUCGUCCACAUGACGGAGGUCAACACCAACAUGGAUGCUCGCUAGUCGCCAGGGCUGGUUUACACAUGAAUGACUUGCGGGCCGCAAGUUGGACACCCAAGCCAUUGCUAAUAAAAGCCAGCUAAUCUCCGAGUGUGUUUAAUGUGUUUUUAUUGGAAAGAACGUGAGAUGAUUAAAUAUGUUGCCAUGUGA
Messenger RNA from Doryrhamphus excisus (bluestripe pipefish), 3057 nucleotides. RefSeq lists its product as uncharacterized. Lineage: Eukaryota; Metazoa; Chordata; Actinopteri; Syngnathiformes; Syngnathidae. The record is from RefSeq and is a predicted model, not a curated record.